AACACACUCGGCGCAGGCUGGAGAAGCUUGAGAGAUAAAAAGCUGCUUUUGAUACGCAAUUUGUAUUUUUAUACAAACCGUCCUAGAAUUGAAAGCUUCUGUUAUAGCGUCACUCGCACGUCAAUCAAAAAAAAAGAGAGGCUUUAAAAUGUCAGAGUGUAAUAAAAUAGAUCAUUAUGACAAAAAUUUUGAUAAAGAGCAUCCAAAAAAUUUGAUACCAGAGCUUUGCAGACAGUUUUAUGACUUGGGAUGGGUCACUGGAACUGGUGGAGGAAUUUCCAUAAAACAUGAAGACAAAAUAUACAUUGCUCCUUCUGGAGUACAAAAAGAAAGAAUUAUACCAAAUGAUAUGUUUGUACAAGACAUACAAGGUAAAGAUUUGGAGCUACCUCCUCCAGAAAAAAAAUUGAAGAAGUCUCAAUGCACACCUUUAUUCAUGAAUGCUUAUAUCAUGAGAAAUGCCGGAGCUGUAAUUCAUACUCACUCCAAAUUUGCUGUUAUGGUUACUUUACUUUGGCCUGGAAAAGAGUUCCGUGUCACACACCUUGAAAUGAUCAAAGGUAUUCGUAAUCAACAGCUGGGGCGAGCAUAUAGAUUUGAUGAAGAAUUAGUUGUGCCCAUCAUUGAAAAUACACCUUUUGAAGAGGAUUUGAAAGAUCGCAUGGCUGAAGUAAUAAAAGAAUAUCCAGAAUCUUGUGCAGUGCUUGUUCGUAGACAUGGAGUGUAUGUUUGGGGUGAUACUUGGCAACAAGCAAAAACAAUGACUGAAUGUUAUGACUACCUCUUUGAUAUUGCUAUACAAAUGAAAAAUAGUGGGCUGGAUCCACUUAUAACUCCAGAGCUACACGAGCUAAAAUAUCAAAGAAAAAGUACUCAAGUUUAAUACUCUCAAAUAGAAAUGG
Molecule: messenger RNA, 902 nt
Organism: Phymastichus coffea
Lineage: Eukaryota; Metazoa; Arthropoda; Insecta; Hymenoptera; Eulophidae
Product: probable methylthioribulose-1-phosphate dehydratase
Exons: 6
Coding region: 149-883 (244 amino acids)
Cellular component (GO): cytoplasm
Molecular function (GO): metal ion binding; methylthioribulose 1-phosphate dehydratase activity
Source: RefSeq, a predicted model, not a curated record